AUGGAAGCCAACAACAACUCUCGCGCUCUCGAGCACACCAUCGACGCGCCUGGAAUCAGGACCUCAGAGGCUCUGCCUCCUGACAAGGAGGAUGCGGCAACCCAGGGCACGUUAGACCUCAGGCCUACGUCCAACGGUUUGAGCAUCAGAGAUGAGAUUCUACGCCUUGCUGACCACGGAUUGUAUGGGAUCCCGGUGCACAUCAAGAUCGAUGCUCGUGCCAAGAAGCGGAGCCAGUUCCCUCCCACUUACAAGCACAUCGUCACCGUGGGAGAUUGGGAGGAACACAUCGGCGCAGUUCUCGAUGCAUUUGAAAAACCCAACGGAGUGGCCAUACUGACCGGCACGAGCGGUUUGUUUGUCAUAGAUAUCGAUGUGGGAGAGAGCAGCGAUAAAAAAUCGGGAAUGGAAUUCUGGCACGGGCAAGUGAUGGAGCAUGGGGAGCCUGAGACUCUUUCCGUUCGCACGGGGUCUGGAGGGCUUCACUACUACUUUCGGCUCGAUAAAACCACCGGCUUGCACAAAACUACCAAUUUUGCUGGACUCACGCUCGAUGGGGAAAAGUUUGGCGUCGACGGCCGCGGCACCGGAGGGGUGAUUUUUGCACCCCCGAGCAGGUACGGGGAAGGCACGGAUACAUGUUGCGAGUACACGUGGGUGACCGGAGGCAAUGGUAAGAUCAAUGGUAUGCCCCCGUGGCUUGUGAGCCUGAUCAACCGAGGGCGCGCCUCGGAAGGGGUCUCGAGAAAUGCAAACGGCCGAGUGCCUCACCAUAAGGAAGCCGAUUCCGAGGAGGUCGUGCCAAAGGCCGUCGACGACGCAAAGGCUGGCGGCCCUGCAGCCAAGGCGGCUCCGUUUUUGGCGCACGUGGAAGUCAAGCAAUUGCCGAAGCUGCUGGGGCGUCUCACGAUAGCCGGUGCUCUCGAGCAAGCUGGGGGUGGUGCUUUUGGACCCAAGGACCAUCAGCCGUCGAGCCUCAAUAAGCUGGCCGCUAGAUUUUCCAACCCAUUCAUGUUGUCCAACGUGGGCAAGAGCGAUUUCGGAAGUGCUCUGAUAUUCAGCAAACUGUUCGAGCAUGACAGGCGGGUGGUGUACGACUCGGGGAGAUUCUGGACGUGGGAUGCAACGAGUUAG
Molecule: messenger RNA, 1134 nt
Organism: Klebsormidium nitens
Lineage: Eukaryota; Viridiplantae; Streptophyta; Klebsormidiophyceae; Klebsormidiales; Klebsormidiaceae
Source: the annotation of a GenBank genome assembly